CUCUCCCCACAACUAAACAAUUUGAAUCAAUUCCCUCUAUUUGCCUCCCUCUCCCUCGCCGGCCUCUCGCUGGAAUCUGGCCAUGGCAAUUACAAAAGCCAUGGCGACGUCGUUAGCGGGCAAUUUGAAAAGGGUCGUCGGAAUGCCGCUAGUUGCUGUCCUCUUCUCCUUCAUUUUCUUCUUCACGAUUCCCAGCUGUGUUUCCCAACUCACAAGGCUGGAACACCAAGUGAAGGACGAUGGUUCGCUCAGCCUUUUGGUUGUUGGGGAUUGGGGCAGGCGUGGCCAUUUCAACCAGACCAUCGUUGCUUCCCAGAUGGGAAGAAUUGGGAAGGAAUUAGAUAUAGACUUCGUGAUUUCAACGGGUGACAAUUUUUACGAUGAUGGGCUUAAAGGCCCACACGAUCCAGCUUUUGAAGAGUCUUUCACAGAAGUUUACACUGCAAAUAGCCUCCAGAAGCCAUGGUAUACAGUUCUGGGGAAUCAUGACUACAGAGGUGACGCGGUUGCACAAUUGGAUCCAUUUCUUAGGAAAGUUGACAGCAGAUGGCUCUGCCUCAGAUCUUUCAUGCUCGAUACAGAAAUUGCAACGUUCUUUUUUGUGGACACGACCCCGUUCGUGGACAAGUAUUACACCGAGAAAUCCCACACUUACGACUGGCGAGAUGUCUCGCCACGCAGAGCCUACCUUGCCAACCUUCUCAAGGAUUUGGAGAAUGCACUAAGAGAGAGCAGCUCGAGAUGGAAGAUCGUGGUUGGCCACCAUGCAAUCAGAAGCGCCGGAACCCACGGCGACACCGAAGAGCUCAUACAACAUCUCCUUCCCAUUCUAAAGGCCAACGAUGUAGAUCUGUAUGUAAAUGGUCAUGACCAUUGCCUGGAGCACAUCAGCAGCCAUGAUAGCCCGAUUCAGUAUCUGACGAGCGGAGCGGGCUCGAAAGCAUGGAGGGGUGACACUAAGAAGUACGAUGAACGUGUGAUGAAGUUCUUCUAUGAUGGUCAAGGAUUCAUGUCCAUGCAACUCACAAGCACCAAUGUUGAGGUUCUGUUCCAUGAUGUUCUUGGUGAAGUUCUGCAUCGGUGGAAGGUCUCUAAGGACCUUCACUCCUCUAUAUGAUCGAGGAAUGAGGAUUCUUCUUCACACGUUUUUUUUUUCAAUUGAUUGCACAUAAUUCCAUUUUUGUUUCCAUGGAGGAAUUUUCCCCCGAUUCUUUCUCUUUUGGGGGAUUGAUUUUUUGUUGUGUAAAUAUGAUUAUUUUGUAAAUAUAUUUGUUUUCUUCCUUUCUUUAUUUACCAUCUUAUAAGUUAGAAGGUAAUAGUGUGUUGAGAUGUAUAUACAUAGAGUGCUCAUUGUAAAUCUCUCACAAUUUUCCCCCAAUUAUGAGGUACUUAUUGGUGUUAUAACUUUUUUUUCUCUUUCGACUGGCUUCUCUAGACUUGUGGAGUUGUGGUAAAUAGGUAUUGUUAUUAAUUGGGUGCUUCAGUUCCUUCUUUUUUCUUAUUUUCAUCGUAAAGAUUAUGUGAAUGAGGUCGUGACCGAGUGGUCGUGCCUGCUGGUUUUUAGGCUGGAGAUCUUUGGUUCAAAUCCCACCCUUCUAGUAGCACCAUGUAACAGGUCUCUGUACAAAAAUAAUACAAAUUAUUACAUAAUUGAGACUUACACCUCUAUUUUAAAUCACAUCAAUAUUGAACUGAUUAAGCAAACUCUCUUGACACACAACCUAGCUAGAAAUAUAGAAAAUACAAAUGACACAAUAGCCAAAGCCAGCCCAACUCUACAUGGAACGUUGAAGCCCAACUUGAACACCACAAACAGUCAAACACGACAGCAGCAAGCAUAAUAGUUGCGAUUUAUUUCAAUAUUUCCUCCCCUAAACUGAAACGUGUUAACAUUUCAGUUUAUCCUUCAAUCCAAGUUCUAUAACCCAGCUAUGCAAGUCCUUCAGCGACUAACUUUAGUUGUAGCAGCAGCUUAAGCAAUUUGCUGCAGCAGACGUCAAUCUUACUUCAUGAAUUGAACAUCAAACACAAGCUCCAAAAUCCUUUGUAGUCGAACUUAUCGACAAGCUACUCCUUCUUCCUUGAACCCAUAGCAUUAUUUCCAGCAUUACUCAUGCAGCCUAUUUCAAUCCUCUUCCAUAGAUCAGUUAGGUGAUGAACAAUUUUCUUGCCUCCUUUCUCAGCUUUCCAUUGAAGCUUGACAACCACAUUUUACACAUGAUAUGUAUAACUCUAGACAUCUUAUUUCCCACGACUUGAAUACCACUGAGACAUGUCUCUUUGCCAUCCCAGCUCUCACUAGAAUGUUGGGAAAAAACUUCUGAUGAAACAGACUGAAAAUUCAUCUUGCCUGAUUUUGGUGAUGAUGCAUAAUAUUUUGAUGCACUAGCUGCUCCUCUAGCAGUAAAAUUCUUUCUAAUUUUAUAAGCAUCACUUUGAUCUUUCGUUACAACCUUCAAUUUCUUGGUUUCCAGUUCACUCCUCAAUUGUGCUCGAUACUUGUGUUCCACUUGGAAAGCUGAAGGGCAUAAAUCUCCAUGUUGAAUCUCAUUAACAUGCUUCACCUCUGUCUUCUUUCCAGAACAAAUUCCAUAGUUUGGA
Messenger RNA from Linum trigynum, 2601 nucleotides. NCBI's taxonomy places the organism in Eukaryota, Viridiplantae, Streptophyta, Magnoliopsida, Malpighiales, Linaceae. The record is from the annotation of a GenBank genome assembly.